GCGAGGUUGUGCCUUCGUUCGCAAGGUUUGUUUUGGGCCUCGUGGCCAAGCUCGUCGGUUGUGCUGGACACCAUCACUUGCAAUCGCCGAGGUUACUCUAGAUUUUCAUUCCAGAGCUCGGGAGCUGAUUGUGAUUCAGUGCAAUCGAGAUCGAGAGGAAAACGGAAGCAAAUCCAUUUAUCGUGCUUUGUCGUGCUUUGUCGCUAUGACGAAAUCCAACGUGAUGGAGGUGCCGCCCAAAGGGGGUUUCACCUUCGAUUUGUGUCGUCGCAACACUAUGCUGCAGCAACAAGGCGCUAAGCUUCCGAAAUUCCGCAAGACGGGAACUACCAUUGUCGGCCUCAUUUUUAAGGAUGGAGUCAUUUUGGGAGCUGAUACGCGAGCAACAGAGGGAGAAAUUGUUUGUGAUAAAAAUUGUGAGAAGAUCCACUACCUUGCGCCAAAUAUCUCUUGCUGCGGAGCCGGUACAGCGGCCGAUACUGAAAAUGUCACAGAUAUGGUGAGUUCCCAGCUGGUACUGCAUCGAUAUGCCACUGGAAGAGAGUCUCGCGUUGUAACGGCAUUGACAAUGCUUAAAUCUCACCUUUUCCGAUACCAAGGUCAAGUUAGCGCAGCUCUAGUUCUUGGGGGCGUGGAUGUCACUGGACCUCACCUUCAUGCGGUUUAUCCACAUGGAUCAACAGACACCCUUCCAUUUGCCACAAUGGGUUCAGGUUCACUGGCUGCCAUGUCUGUAUUUGAAUCCAGAUACAAGGAAAACUUGACGAAAGAAGAGGGAAUGGAGAUCGUGUCUGCUGCAAUUUGUGCUGGUAUCUUCAACGAUCUUGGAAGUGGUAGUAAUGUGGACCUAUGCAUCAUAACCAAGGAAGGAAAGGAAUAUCUGCGCAAUUACCAGCAGCCUAAUCCUCGCAGCUACUCUCGUUCCAAGGGCUAUGAUUUCAAGAUUGGACAUACUGCUGUUCUAUCGACCAAAAUCACGCAGCUACGACAACACGUACAAGUUCUGGAAGGUGAUGCAAUGGAAGAGGAAUAGUAAAACAGGGGUCACCUUCGUGUCCAGCAUCUCAGGGUUUUCAGGAUUUAUGUAUGGGUUGCAUGUUACAAUCCUUGGACUCUAUUAAUUGUCUUUUACUGUGCUCAUUAUGUAAUGUGUUGAGAAUCUUUUCUGGACGUCCUGUCAACAGGCUAUUGCAACUGUAAGAGUUUGUACAGCCUUUUGACUCGGUGAAGUUUUCGAAUAUUGUAUAUUUCUUCUCAGACUUUUGAACCCCAGUGAUUUGGUUUCUCAUAUGAAAUCAACAUGUUUGCUUACUAUUUCAGUCUAAAUAAGAUUUUUUUCAACA
Physcomitrium patens is the source of this 1343-nucleotide messenger RNA. The record is from RefSeq and is a predicted model, not a curated record. NCBI's taxonomy places the organism in Eukaryota, Viridiplantae, Streptophyta, Bryopsida, Funariales, Funariaceae.